AUGGGAGCGCAAAUGGAAGGAAGCAAGGAAAACGGUACUGGGAAGAAUCUGCACCUGCUUAUCGAAAGUGCAACCUCACCUCGUCUUAAUUCGUAUCAGUCGGAUCAUAACACGAUCAGUCCAAAUUCGUGCAGUUUACAGCUCAGUCAGCCCUCAUCGCCUGUCAUCGAUGAUAACACACAGCCACAGCUGAAUUCAUCGCCAUCGGUGAAUGGUGCGAGCCCGUCGUACACGAAUGUUGGCCCGUUGAACAGAACCACAUCCGAUGAGAAUGGCUUGUCUUCACGUUUCUUCAUGCUCAAGAAGGAUUCGGAGCGACGCAACACUCUUGCUAGAUUUAUGCUCGAUUAUAAAACUGAGAUCAUUGAUAAUUGGUAUGACCACCUCGCGAAUUGCCAGCUCCCUGGUGAUUUGGUCGUUACAAAAGUAAGUUGCAAAAUACAUUUUUGA
Molecule: messenger RNA, 450 nt
Organism: Gongylonema pulchrum
Lineage: Eukaryota; Metazoa; Nematoda; Chromadorea; Rhabditida; Gongylonematidae
Source: the annotation of a GenBank genome assembly